Messenger RNA from Epithele typhae, 1626 nucleotides. RefSeq names its product cytochrome P450. Gene Ontology annotation, molecular function: iron ion binding; oxidoreductase activity, acting on paired donors, with incorporation or reduction of molecular oxygen; monooxygenase activity. The transcript has 10 exons. The coding region runs from base 1 to 1626 and encodes 541 amino acids. The record is from RefSeq and is a predicted model, not a curated record. NCBI's taxonomy places the organism in Eukaryota, Fungi, Basidiomycota, Agaricomycetes, Polyporales, Epitheliaceae.
AUGUCGACCGUAUACCCCACCACCUCGUCCUCUUCCACAAACUCCUUCUCUACCGCCGCGCUCCCCACCCUCAACAUCCACACCGUCUUCUACUCCACACUCGUCGCAUCCUUCCUCUACCUCUGCGCGACCUCCCUCUACCAGCUCUUCUUCUCUCCCUUGGCCAGCAUCCCCGGGCCCUGGUACGCAGCCAUCUCCGACUUCUGGCUCACCACCCAUGUCGCCCGCCUACAACAAUGCAUGACCGUCGACGCUCUCUUCGACCGCUACGGCCCUGUCGUUCGUGUUGGCCCCAAUAAAGUCGCCUUUCGCGACCUCACGACCGCCCGGAGCGUUUACUGCGUCAACAAGUUUGAUAAGAGCCCGUUCUACAAGGCACUGCUUACUAACAACCAUGACCAUGCCAUGACCACCCUCCCUACUGCUGAACACGCUGCCCGUCGCAAGACAUGGGCGCCCCACUACAGCCUAGCCCAUCUCACCAAGUUCCAGCCGGAGAUCGCCGACUCUGUCAUCAACCUUGUACAGAUCCUCGACAGAAAGGGUGGAAACGCGUCUGUCUCCUGCCUCGAUCUCUUCCGCCACCUCAUGGUCGACAUCAUUUCUGUCUCCGUCUUCGGAUCCCGUCCGGGAGCGUUGGACCACUGGGCGGGCGGUGUCCACGACGUACUCGCGAUGGCCGUCAACGACUUUCCUACCCGCGGAAUCGUUAGAAGCUUCAUCCCCAAUUGGGCGUGGGAACUCGUCUGUCGUUUCCCCAACGCAACUUGGCGUCGCAUUUGCAGCUCCGAUAUCAACAUGGCCACCUUCGUGCGCGGGCAUCUUGACAGGAUAGCCGCGAAGAUGCACGCCGGGACCGAGGUUGAAGACAAGACAUCGAAGAUCCCCCUGAUCGAACGCAUGCUUCAGCAGCGCAUCACCGCUACUCAGGAACCUCUCGCCGAACAGACGAUCGUCUCCGAGUGCAUGGGUCACAUCGUCGCCGGUGUCGACACCACAUCUACCUCGUUGUCCUACUUCUGCUGGGAGCUUACGCGCCGCAAGGAGAUCCUUCGUCGCCUUCAGGAGGAGCUUGACGAACACAUGUACGAUCGCCACGCCGUUCCGGACUUUGCGACCCUCUGCAAGCUCCCUUACCUCAACGCGUUCAUCAAAGAGGGGAUGCGUGUCUACGGUCCCGCGCCUUCCCUGCUCGAGCGCGUUGUUCCUUCCACCACCGCGUCCAAGAUCGAUGACUCCUUCGACAUGAUGGGGUACGCGCUCCCUCCUGGGACUACAGUUGCUACCCAGGCGUGGAGCAUGCACCGCGACCCCGAGGUCUUCCCCAGCCCUGAGACUUUCCUUCCCGAACGUUGGCUGGUGGUUGAAGGCGUCAAGGGCGAGGACGAGAGGCUGUCCAGGAUGUCGCAGUACCUGAUGCCCUUCGGCAUCGGCAACCGUGUCUGCGGCGGGCAGAACCUCGCCCAGAUCGUUCUGCGGGUCGCGCUGGCAGCCGUCGUCGCGAACUUCGACAUCUCGGCCAACCGCGAGGAGACGAACGAGAAGACGAUGCAGAUCAAGGACGCUUUCGUGAUCCACCCGGCGACGAAGGAGUGCAAGCUCGUGUUCACCCCGCGGAAGUACUAG